This is a messenger RNA of Schistosoma rodhaini, 1102 nucleotides long. The record is from the annotation of a GenBank genome assembly. Lineage: Eukaryota; Metazoa; Platyhelminthes; Trematoda; Strigeidida; Schistosomatidae.
GUGUACCAAAGACACACUUUCUUUCUUUGCCUGUCACCUUGCACGAAAUCGAGUACGCUCGGUAGUUCCGCUUGCAAAAUUUGACACAUCACGGUAUUCUUUCAAUACCAAGAGAUCGCCAACAAAUAUAUCUUAUUGCAACCAUCAACAGCCUUCUGAUUUUUGGCCUACCAAAGGAUCUAACUCGAUACCUGGCACGUAAUCUUCCUUUAGUGGUGAUCAUAGUCAAUCGCGACUUGACGCCACCAACAAAUUUAUCAGAGCUUUUCAUGAGACCUUUGUAUUCGUUCACAGUAAUUGAUAAAAUAGUCAAUUGAUGCUAAGCAAAAGUGUAAAACUUUUAUUGAGGUUACCCAAUGUCAGGAUAAAAAUGAGCUCUUUUGAAUAUGGUCAACAAUCUACAAAUGUUACGGAUCUGUUUUUAAAUGGAUUAUUUUCAAACUAAAUCAACUUUUAAUAUAUAUUCUAAGCUUCUGUCCGUUGUUUGGUGCAUACUACUAUCAACAAGCGUGCACAUACUAAACAAAACUAUGGGUUUAGUUUCAAAACAUCGACAUUCAACAUGGUCAAUAGUUUAAAUGGUGAUCAAUAAAUCGUCGGAAAAUUGUACACAGUAUACUGAUUUUUAGAUAUCAGUAGUCUAUAGUUUGUUGACUUUUGACUUGUAGCACAAAGUGUACGGAUGUGUCUUUGAAGAAGCUUCUAAAGAUAAAUUCGUUUAUGCUAUAAUCAUUGAAAUAAAUCAAUGCAGUCAUUAUACCUUUUGGAUAAGUUAACAGUGGGAUCCAUGGUUCUAGUUACGUCCUGCUUUGCAACAAAUCAGCUUGAUGUAGCUGAGUCUUAACGUUGGGAACAUAAGAGUUGAUGGGUAUUUCAGGUCAUUAACCUAAUGGUUCAUGCGUCUAGGUUUAAAAUGACAGGAGUGAAAGUGAAUGUCAGCACUGAUACUCAGCGGACGAGUCUUAUAAAGAAUGAAACACGUGUCUUUAAUUCUACUACUACUACUACUACUACUACUACUACUACUACUACUACUACUACUACUACUACUACUACUACUACUACUACUACUACUACUACUACUACUACUACACAUUAUUAA